Molecule: messenger RNA, 3490 nt
Organism: Epinephelus fuscoguttatus (brown-marbled grouper)
Lineage: Eukaryota; Metazoa; Chordata; Actinopteri; Perciformes; Serranidae
Exons: 2
Coding region: 168-1160 (330 amino acids)
Molecular function (GO): catalytic activity
Source: RefSeq, a predicted model, not a curated record
UACUGACUUCACUUUGUUUAUCGACUGUGUGGGACUUGGGGGCAAGUGAUCGUUCCUGGGUGAGUACAUCUGACAAUGUGUUCAACCUGCUGGUCAUUUCUCACGGAUGCACUUGCACUACAGCUGCUGUGCAACCUGUACAACUACCACUCCAUCUGGCACAGGACAUGAACUUAUCAUCUGAUCUGCGCAGAGACUUACCCCGACUUCAAAGCUUUUUAGCUCUGCAUAAUCACCUCACGUUCAGUGAGAAAUCCUGCUUGGCUUCAGCAUGUAAUGUUACUAAGCAGAGAUUGUUGAUUGUCUUAUUAUUACUUUUAUCUGGUAACGUGCAACCUAACCCUGGCCCUGAGCUGCAGUGUAUCCAGACACCAUCUGAUUUUAUAUCCUUGUCUAGUCUUAAAAUUGUUCAUCUUAAUGUGCGCAGCUUGUUAACUAAGAUGGACAUGGUCAGGAUUUGGGUUAAAUCAACAGAUGCAGAUAUUGUUAUUAUUUCGGAAACUUGGCUGUCCAAAUCUAUUGCUAAUGAAGAUAUUAACGUGGUUGGAUACAAUGUUUAUCGAACAGACAGGCCAAAGAAAGGUGGCGGUGUUGCCAUCUAUAUCAAAUCAAAAUUUGAUGCUUGCAUAGUUCUGUCUGAAUCCAUCUGCAAACAACUGGAAUUUUUGGCACUGAAUGUGGAAAUCAUUAAAGGCCUUUGUAUAACUGUUGUUGGGUGCUACAGACCUCCAUCAGCCUCCAAGGAAGCGUUACAAUCUUUGAAGCAUCUUUUGUCAAGACUGAAUUAUAGUGAACUUGUUUUAGGUGGUGAUUUGAAUUGGGAUUGGCUUAAGCCAGUUUCUGAUGAUUUUAAAUCUUUGUGUGACUCUAAUAAUUUUACCCAGUUGGUCAAUUCACCCACUCGGCCAAACCUCAAAAGCCCUGAGAAGUCCACCUUGAUUGAUUUAAUUUUGACAAAUGUUCCUCAUAAAUUCUCUUCUCUGGGUGUGUUCUGCAAUGACUUAAGCGAUCACUGUGCUGUUGCUGCUAUUAGAAACAUUAAGAUGCCCAAAUCAAAGUCUCGUAUUAUUUAUAAGAGGAACCUUAAACUUUUUAAUGAGCAAGCCUAUCAUCACGAUUUGUCUAAUUUUGAUUGGAAAAAAAUAGGUUUGAUCCCCUGAUGAAGAGUUAGCUUGGACAUUCUUUAGGGAUGGUUUUAUGCAAAUUGUGAAUAAACAUGCCCCUAUUAGGAGAUUUAGGGUAAAGGGGCGAGAAAACCCCUGGUUCUCUCCAGUGCUGGCAGAAAAUAUUUAUGAGCAUAACCUGGCUUGGGCCAAGGCAAGGAAAACAGGUUCUCCUAAUGAUUGGCUUGUUUUCAGACAAUUGAGAAACAAAUGCUCUUCUUUUAUCAAGAAAGCCAAAUCUGAAUAUUAUUUGUCUGUCACCACUGAGAACCUAAAUGAUCCACGGAAAUUUUGGAAAGUUAUUAAUUCUCUUUCUGUGAGUAAAAGCAGUCAAGCUCUACCUACAUAUGUUUUAAAGGAUUCUGUCCCUGUCUAUGACAAAAUGGAGGUAUUGAAUUGUUUUAACAAGCAUUUUAUAUCUCCGGUUCUCUAUUUGAUUCUGUGGGACAAUGUAUAGUGGUCAGCCUUUCAACUUUGUACCCUUCUCUGUUCAAGAAGUUCAUAAAGCCCUUAAAGAUUUAGAUCCCAGAAAAUCCUCUGGACCUGAUUUAAUCGAUCCUUACUUUUUGAACCUGGCAGCUGAUUUUGUGGCAGAGCCUCUUGCACUCCUUUUUAAUCUUACAGUGGAGAAGAAUGAGAUUCCCUCUGGAUGGAAAUCUGCUUUUGUUCUCCCUUUAUUAAAAGGGGGUGACCCAGCAAUUUUAACUAAUUAUAGACCAAUAUCUAAUUUAUCAGUGCUGGCCAAAGUUCUUGAAGCUCUUGUGAAUGAGCAAGUUAAGAUGUUUUUACAUUCUAACACCAUUUUAUCGAAAUAUCAAUCAGGCUUCAGGAAAAAGCAUAGUACCAUUACAGCUGCAAUGAAGGUGGUAAAUGACAUUUCUGUUGCACUUGACAAGAAACAACAUUGUGCAUCUCUUUUUAUUGAUUUGUCAAAAGCGUUUGACACAGUUGACCACAAUAUUUUAAAACUCAGACUCUUGCAAUCAGGACUCUCAGAGCAAGCAGUUACUUGGUUCACCAACUAUCUCAGUAAUAGAACUCAGUGCAUUAAAUAUGAUGGCCUGUGUUCUGAUAUUCUUACUGUCCACAAGGGGGUGCCGCAGGGAUCUGUAUUAGGUCCCCUUUUAUUCAUUAUUUAUAUCAAUGAUUUGGGUAUAAAUGUGACAAAUGCUAAUUUGCAUUUCUAUGCUGAUGACACAAUUAUUUACUGCUGUGGAUCAGCUCUUGUUCAGGCCAUUGAAUCCCUGCAGAAAGCCUUUGUUGCUGUCCAGCAUUCAUUACUUCAGCUGAAACUUGUUCUCAAUGCAGACAAGACUAAGCUUAUGCUGUUCUCUAAUUCUAGGAAGAGGCCACAAAUUAUCCCCUCAGUGACCACUCUUGAGGGAAAUGAAAUAGAGGUGGUUCACGAGUAUAAAUACCUGGAUGUUUUGAUUGAUGCCUCCCUCACUUUCAAGCCGCAUAUAGAGAAACUUGUGAAGGAGCUGAGGAUAAAACUGGGUUUUUACUUUCGAAAUAAGCUAUGUUUUUCUUUUAAUGCAAAAAAGCGACUUGUUGCUGCUACCUUUUUACCAGUGUUGGAUUAUGGAGAUCGUUUAUAUAUGAAUGCGUCUGCUAAAUGUCUUCAUAUGGUUGACACUGUCUAUCACGCUUCUCUGAGGUUCAUUACUAAUUGUAAACCAUUGACACACCACUGUGAGUUAUACUCUCGGGUUGGAUGGGCUGCUCUGGCCACCCGAAGGCUCAGUCAUUGGUAUACUUUUAUAUAUAAGGCAUUACUUGGUCUACUGCCUUCCUACAUUUGUUCCUUAACUGCACAGAGAAGUGCUGGUCCUUACUCCUUUCGUUCGCAAGACUACUUGUUGCUUUCUGUUCCAUAUGCCCGUACUGAAUUGGGUAAAAAGGCUUUUGUCUACUCUGCACCUUCAGCAUGGAAUAUGUUGCAAAAUGACUGGAAACUAACAGGGUUAAUUUCUUUGAGCGCCUUUAAAUCCAAACUAAGAAUACUUGAGGCCGACUCCACUACAUGUACUUGUUUUUCAUAAUCUGCUUGUAAAUUCAAUACUAUUUGUUUGUGUUUUAUCUGUGUAAUUUGUAACUGUGUUUCAUACUUGCUGCUGCCUAUCUUGGCCAGGUCUCCCUUGAAAAAGAGGUUGUUAAUCUCAAUGGGAUCUUCCUGGUUAAAUAAAGGUUAAUAAUAAGGACAGAGGGUCCAAGGACAGAGGGUCAGAGGGUUUGAGGACAGAGGGUCUGAGGACAGAGGGUCAGAGGACAGAGGGUCAGAGGGUUUGAGGACAGAGGGUCUGAGGACAGAGGGUCAGAGGACAGAG